Messenger RNA from Toxorhynchites rutilus septentrionalis, 1314 nucleotides. RefSeq lists its product as uncharacterized. Bases 36 to 1190 code for a protein of 384 amino acids. The transcript has a single exon. NCBI's taxonomy places the organism in Eukaryota, Metazoa, Arthropoda, Insecta, Diptera, Culicidae. The record is from RefSeq and is a predicted model, not a curated record.
CCGGAGAAGCUUUGACGUUGUAUCAGAACGCAAGGAUGGCUUCUAGCUGUAACAGUCCCGGAAUGGCGCAAGUUGGCAUCAUCCCCGAGUUCAGCGGGGACACGGACGAUUGGAACGUGUAUCAGGAGAUUCUGGAGGAGUUCUUCAAGGCGAACGGAGUGCCAGAUGACAACCGAGUGUCAGUGCUCAUCAGCGUGAUUGGCACUGAAACGUAUCGCACUCUGCGAUAUCUGUGCUACCCCACUUCACCGCGAGAGAAAAGCUACGAGGAGUUGUGUGCGCUGCUUGCUAAACAGUUUGUGCCAGAAAUUGCGAUCUUUCGCGAGCGUGCCAAGUUCUAUCGGGCACAGCAACGCCGCGGUGAAGAUGUUAAAUCGUGGUACGCGAGAUUGAAGAAACUAUCGGUGGAAUGUAAAUUUGGAGAACAUUUGGAGCCACUGCUGCUGGACAAAUUUGUGGUGGGACUUGCGGCGGGACCGAUUCAAGAUCGACUAUGUGAGGAGAACGAACAGUUGACACUGAAGGAUGCGCUGGAUUUGGCUGCUAACAGAGAGUCCGCAAUGCAGGAUGAAGACAUGGCGGAGGAUCUGGGUGAGCUGGGUUUGGACGAACGCAGAGGCGGACGCAGGAAGCACGGUCGCCACGGACGCCACGGUAGAUCUCACGGUUACGAGAUUGAAUUUGGCCACGGUCCACAUCAUCAUCACCAACAUCCACACCAUGGUCCAAUGGGACGUCAUGGACAUCAUGGUCCGAUGGGACACCACGGUCCCAUGGGGCGGCAUGGCCCAAUGGGACGUCACGGUCCUCCAAUCCCACCGGAAUUCUUCCGUGGUUUCCACGGAUUUGGUAGAAGAGCGGAACACGAGUGCCCAUUCAAGCAGCGCGGUCGUGAGAUGAAACGUUGGGCUAGGAAAUGGCGCAAACAUGGACGCCGAUCGAGUUCCACUAGUUCCAGCUCCAGUUCGAGCCCGAGCAGCUCGAGUGAAUCGAGCGGAGAUGAGAAUGAGCAGAAACGCAAGUGUCGCAAGGGACGUAAGCACGGACAUCGGCAUGGAAAGGGUGGACGUGGUGAUUCACAGUGUCCACGUGGGAAAUCUGGUGGUGGCAAACGGUGUGGCCGAACGGACAAGAACGAUGCGGAGGAACCGCUAGUGACGGAGAACACCGAACCAGAACUGAUUGAGUGAAUUUUUAGUGCGAUUUGAGGCAUCACAUAAAACAUAUAAUACCAUUUAUAUCUUAUCCAACCCCUGUAUACUCGUAUGAUUUAGUAAUGAAAAAACAAUAAAAAAAAUCAAUAUCAUUUCAAAA